This is a messenger RNA of Cyclopterus lumpus (lumpfish), 2892 nucleotides long. It is a transcript of the gene dnm3a, whose product is annotated as dynamin 3a. NCBI's taxonomy places the organism in Eukaryota, Metazoa, Chordata, Actinopteri, Perciformes, Cyclopteridae. Gene Ontology annotation, cellular component: membrane; cytoplasm; microtubule. The record is from RefSeq and is a predicted model, not a curated record. Gene Ontology annotation, molecular function: GTP binding; microtubule binding; GTPase activity.
CCCCCCCCCCUUCGAGGAGAGUAUUAUUAUUAUUAUUAAUAGGUCGUGAGUCGUUAUUAACUAUGGCGGACGCUCUCUAGCCGGCUGUAAACACCCCCUAAAAACGCCUCGAAGCCCCGGCUCUCUGAUGGGCAACCGCGGGAUGGACGAGCUGAUCCCGCUGGUCAACCGGCUCCAGGACGCCCUGAGCGGCGUCGGGGGCCGGAGCUGCAGCCUCCACCUGCCGCAGAUCGCCGUGGUGGGCGGCCAGAGCGCCGGCAAGAGCUCCGUCCUGGAGAACUUUGUGGGCAGAGACUUCCUUCCCCGGGGUUCAGGGAUUGUCACUCGCAGACCUUUGAUCCUCCAGCUGCUCAGUGCCAACACAGAGUACGGUGAAUUUUCCCACCGCAAAGGGAAGACGUUCACGGACUUCGAUGAGAUCCGCGGAGAGAUCGAGGCGGAGACGCUCCGGCUCACCGGAUCCAAUAAAGGCAUCUCCCCGGUCCCCAUCAGCCUCCGGAUCUAUUCACCACACGUGCUCAACCUGACUCUCGUGGACCUGCCCGGCAUCACCAAGGUGCCGAUCGGCGACCAGCCGGCGGACAUCGAGUACCAGAUACGAGACAUGAUCAUGCAGUUCAUCUGCAAGGACAACUGCCUCAUCCUGGCCGUCACGCCGGCCAACAGCGACCUGGCCAACUCCGACGCACUCAAGCUGGCCAAAGACGUCGACCCGCAGGGCCAGCGCACGAUUGGUGUCAUCACUAAGUUGGACCUGAUGGACGAGGGGACGGAUGCCCGGAACAUCCUGGAGAACAGGUUGCUCCCCCUGCGCAGAGGUUACAUCGGGGUGGUGAACCGCAGUCAGAAGGACAUCGACGGGAAGAAGGACAUCAGGGCGGCUCUGCACGCGGAGGAGAGCUUCUUCCUGUCCCAUCCGGCCUACAAACACAUGGCCGAGAGCACGGGCACCCCCUAUUUACAACGAAUACUAAACCAGCAACUGACGAACCACAUCCGGGACACCCUGCCGGCCUUCCGGGGUCACCUGCAGAGCCAGCUUCUGGACAUGAACAAGGAGGCCGAGGAGUACGCCCGGUACCGACCCGACGACCCCGCACGCAGGACCAAGACGCUGCUCCAGUUGGUUCAGCGCUUGGCCGUCGACUUUGAGAAGCUGAUCGAGGGCUCGGGCAACAAAGUGGACACCGUGAACCUGUCGGGAGGCGCGAGGAUCAACCGGAUCUUCCACGAGCGCUUCCCUUAUGAACUGGUCAAGCUGGAGUCGGAUGAGGGGAAUCUGCGACAGGAGAUCAACUACGCCAUCAGAAACAUCCACGGCGUCAGGACCGGUCUGUUCACUCCCGACUUGGCGUUCGAAGCCAUCGUGAAGAAGCAGAUAUCGAGGCUGAAGGGGCCGUGUGUUCAAUUUGUCGACAUGGUCAGCCAAGAACUCAUCACCACUGUGUACCAGUGCAUCAACCAGCUCAGCUCUUUCCCUAAACUGCAAGAAGAGACGGAGAGAAUUGUAUCCACUGAAAUCCAAGCGCAAGAGAGCCGAUGCAGAGAUCAGGUCGUGCUGCUCAUCGACAUGCAGCUCGCCUACGUCAACACCAAACAUGAAGAUUUCAUCGGCUUCACUAACGCCCAGCAGACGUGCAGGCAAAGCCAGAAGAAGACUGUGGCAGUGAUGGCAGGAAACCAUGGUGCGGCCCCUCCUUCAAGACUAAUAGUCAUACGCAAGGGCUGGCUGACCAUCAACAUCGGCAUCAUGAAAGGCGGAGCCAAGGAGUGGUUCAUCCUCAGCGCCGAGAGCCUGUCCUGGUUUCAGGACGACGAGGAGAAGGAGAAGAAGUACAUGCUCCCCCUGGACAACCUGAAGCUCAGAGAUGUGGAGAAGGGCUUCAUGUCCAGCAAAUGUGUCGUCGCUAUCUUCAACACAGAGUUAAGGAACGUGUAUAAGGACUACAAGUGCCUGGAGUUGGCCUGUGGCUCUCCGGAGGAGUUGGACAGCUGGAAGGCGUCGCUGCUGCAGGCCGGAGUCUACCCGAGAAAAGUCACCGUGGACGAGCAGGGAAAUGGAGCUCCCGAGUACUUCACGGACCCCCAGCUGGAGCGUCAGGUGGAAACCAUCCGAAGCCUGGUGGACUCCUACAUGAGCAUCAUCUACAAGACCUUCAAGGACUUGAUGCCAAAGACCGUUAUGCACCUCAUGAUCAACAGCGUGAAGGAGUUCAUUAGCUCCGAGCUGCUGGCCCAGCUCUACGCUCUGGGAGAACGCUCGGCGCUGAUGGAUGAGUCACCGGAGCAGCAGCGGCACCGGGAGGAGGUGCUCCGCAAGCACGCGGCCCUGAAGGAGGCCCUCGCCAUGAUCGCCAAGUUCUCCACCUCCACCUGCACCACCCCGCUGCCUCCACCCGUGGACUCCUCCUGGAUCCGGCCCUCCAGCACCCUCCCCGAGACGCCCGUGACCAAGUCGGGGGCUCGCGGCCACGCCCCGUGUCUCCCCAGGGUGCCCACCGCACCCCCGAGCCACGGCGGCCUUCAGCGGCUCGCCAGCCAGCCCCACCGUGCUGCACCCUGUGUGCCGAGGAGGCAUCCUCCAGCUAUCCCGAACGUGAAGUAGCUCGUCCCGCUGUCGGCUCUGAACUCCAUUACCCAUCAGCCCCAGCGGUCCUUCCAGCUGACCCGCGUGAUGUGUAAUCCUGCUUCUCCGCGACCCCCUUUGGGAGCUGCUGCCUCGAGUCUGUUUUGUACAUAAUAUCUUGCGGCCGUUAAAAAGCAGGAAUGUCUGCCGACUUCCCCUCAAGUGCCUGAACUUUGUGUAAAUACAAAUACCGAUCUUGAGUUAUUUUACUAUAAGAGAAUACACAUUUUUCACUGUUUUAUGAAUAAACAGGUUUUAUUUUUGAA